CGGCGGGCGCAGAGCAGCGGGCCGCGGCGCAGAGCGGCCGGAGCGCGGCCCGCCAUGGGCUUCCUGCACCAGCUGCAGCUGCUGCUCUGGAAGAACGUGACGCUCAAGCGCCGGAGCCCGUGGGUCUUGGCCUUCGAGAUCUUCAUCCCGCUGGUGCUCUUCUUCAUCCUGCUGGGGCUGCGGCAGAAGAAACCCACCAUCUCUGUGAAGGAAGUCUCCUUCUACACGGCAGCGCCCCUGACGUCUGCCGGCAUCCUGCCCGUCAUGCAGUCCCUGUGCCCGGACGGCCAGCGGGACGAGUUCGGCUUCCUGCAGUAUGCCAACUCCACGGUCACACAGCUGCUGGAGCGCCUGGACCGCGUGGUGGAGGAGGGCAACCUGUUCGACCCAGCGCGGCCCAGCCUGGGCUCGGAGCUGGAGGCCCUGCGCCAGCACCUGGAGGCUCUCAGCGCCAGCCCGCAGGCCUGGGGGAGCCCCUCGGACAGACCUGCAGUGUCCUCCUUCUCUCUGGACUCGGUGGCCAGGGACCCUCGGGAGCUCCGGCGCUUCUUGAUGCAGAACCUGUCACUGCCCAACAGCACAGCUCAGGCCCUCCUUGCCGCCCGGGUGGACCCGCCUGAGGUCUACAGCCUGCUCUUUGGCCCUUCUCGGACCCUGGAUUCUGAGUCUGGCCUCCCCAGGGGCCAGGAGCCCUGGAGCCGCCUGGGUGGCCAUCCCCUGCUCCGGAUGGAGGAGCUGCUGCUGGCCCCUGCCCUCCUGGAGCAGCUCACCUGUGCACCGGGCUCCAGGCAGCUGGGUCAGAUCCUCGCAGUGCCCGAGGGUCAGGAGACGGCCCUGCAGGGCUACCGGGACGCCGUCUGCAGCGGACAGGCUGCAGCUCGUGCCCGGCGCUUCUCUGGGCUGGCUGCUGAGCUCCGGAGCCAGCUGGACAUGGCCAAGAUUGCCCAGCAGCUGGGCCUGGACGCCCCCAACGGCUCGGAAGCCCAGCCGCAGGCACCACCUCCACGGAGGCUGCAGGCGCUUCUGCAGGACCUGCUGGAUGCGCAGAAGGUUUUGCAGGAUGUGGACGUGCUGUCGGCCCUGGCCCUGCUGCUGCCCCAGGGUGCCUGCACCGGCCGGGCCCCCGGGGCCCCAGCCAGCAGCCCGGGUGGGGCGGCCAAUGGCACCGGAGCGGGGGCAGGCGCAGGCUCGAACGCCACGGCCGAGGAGGGAGCCCCGUCCGCCGCAGCCCCGACCUCCCCCGACUCGCUGCAGGGCCAGUGCUCAGCCUUCGUGCAGCUCUGGGCCGGCCUGCAGCCCAUCCUGUGUGGCAACAACCGCACCAUAGAGCCCGAGGCGCUGCGGCGGGGCAACAUGAGCUCCCUGGGCUUCACCAGCAAGGAGCAGCGGAACCUGGGCCUUCUCGUGCACCUCAUGACCAGCAACCCCAAAAUCCUGUACGCGCCGGCAGGCUCUGAGGCGGACCGGGUCAUCCUGAAGGCCAACGAGACUUUCGCCUUCGUGGGCAACGUGACUCACUAUGCCCAGGUUUGGCUCAACAUCUCGGCCGAGAUCCGCAGCUUCCUGGAGCAGGGCAGGCUGCAGCAACACCUGCACUGGCUGCAGCAGUACGUGGCAGAGCUGCGGCUGCACCCGGAAGCCCUGAACCUGUCCCUGGACGAGCUGCCACCAGCCCUUCGCCAGGACAACUUCUCCCUGCCCAACGGCUCCGCCCUCCUGCAGCAGCUGGACACCAUUGACAACGCAGCCUGCGGCUGGAUCCAGUUCAUGUCCAAGGUGAGCGUGGACAUCUUCAAGGGCUUUCCCGACGAGGAGAGCAUUGUCAACUACACGCUCAAUCAGGCCUACCAGGACAACGUCACCGUGUUUGCCAGCGUGAUCUUCCAGACUCGAAAGGACGGCUCCCUGCCGCCCCACGUGCACUAUAAGAUCCGACAGAACUCCAGCUUCACCGAGAAGACCAACGAGAUCCGCAGAGCCUACUGGCGGCCGGGGCCCAACACUGGUGGCCGCUUCUACUUCCUCUAUGGCUUCGUCUGGAUCCAGGGUGAGGGGCCGGCCAGCCGGCUGCAGGUGGAGGUGGAGGUGGAGGUGGAGGUGGAGUGCGCCCCCAUGCCGGAGCCUUGCCCACGGCCGCGUGCACGCUGCCCACAGGUGAUGAAGACCAUGGGCCUGAACAACGCGGUGCACUGGGUGGCCUGGUUCAUCACGGGCUUCGUGCAGCUCUCCAUCUCCGUGUCCGCGCUCACCGCCAUCCUCAAGUACGGCCAGGUGCUCAUGCACAGCCACGUGCUCAUCAUCUGGCUCUUCCUGGCCGUCUACGCCGUGGCCACCAUCAUGUUCUGCUUCCUGGUGUCCGUGCUGUACUCCAAGGCCAAGCUGGCCUCGGCCUGCGGCGGUAUCAUCUACUUCCUGAGCUACGUGCCCUACAUGUACGUGGCGAUCCGCGAGGAGGUGGCCCACGACAAGAUCACGGCCUUCGAGAAGUGCAUCGCGUCCCUGAUGUCCACCACAGCCUUUGGCCUGGGCUCCAAGUACUUCGCCCUGUACGAGGUGGCGGGCGUGGGCAUCCAGUGGCACACCUUCAGCCAGUCCCCCGUGGAAGGGGAUGACUUCAAUCUUCUCCUCGCCGUCACCAUGCUGAUCGUGGACGCCGUCGUCUACGGUGUGCUGACCUGGUACAUCGAGGCCGUGCACCCAGGCAUGUACGGGCUGCCCCGGCCCUGGUACUUCCCGCUGCAGAAGUCCUACUGGCUGGGCAGUGGGCGGACGGAAGCGUGGGAGUGGAGCUGGCCGUGGGCUCGCGCCCCCCGCCUCAGCGUCAUGGAGGAGGACCAGGCCUGCGCCAUGGAGAGCCGGCGCCUUGAGGAGACGCGCGGCAUGGAGGAGGAGCCCACCCACCUGCCCCUGGUCGUCUGUGUGGACAAGCUCACCAAGGUCUACAAGGACGACAAGAAGCUGGCCUUGAACAAGCUGAGCCUGAAUCUCUACGAGAACCAGGUGGUCUCCUUCCUGGGCCACAACGGGGCUGGCAAGACCACCACCAUGUCCAUCCUGACCGGCCUGUUCCCUCCGACGUCGGGCUCGGCCACCAUCUACGGGCACGACAUCCGCACGGAGAUGGACGAGAUCCGCAAGAACCUGGGCAUGUGCCCACAGCACAACGUGCUGUUCGACCGGCUCACGGUGGAGGAGCACCUCUGGUUCUACUCGCGGCUCAAGAGCAUGGCCCAGGAGGAGAUCCGCAAGGAGAUGGACAAGAUGAUCGAGGACCUGGAGCUCUCCAACAAGCGGCACUCACUGGUGCAGACGCUGUCGGGCGGCAUGAAGCGCAAGCUGUCCGUGGCCAUUGCCUUCGUGGGCGGCUCCCGCGCCAUCAUCCUGGACGAGCCCACUGCUGGCGUGGACCCCUACGCGCGCCGCGCCAUCUGGGACCUCAUCCUCAAGUACAAGCCGGGCCGCACCAUCCUCCUGUCCACCCACCACAUGGACGAGGCUGACCUGCUGGGCGACCGCAUCGCCAUCAUCUCCCACGGCAAGCUCAAGUGUUGCGGCUCCCCGCUCUUCCUGAAGGGCGCCUAUGGCGACGGCUACCGCCUCACGCUGGUCAAGCAGCCCGCGGAGCCUGGGGGCCCCCAAGAGCCAGGGCUGGCCUCCAGCCCCCCAGGUCGGGCCCAGCUGAGCAGCUGCUCUGAGACCCAAGUGUCACAGUUCAUCCGUAAGCACGUGGCCUCCUGCCUGCUGGUCUCGGACACCAGCACGGAGCUCUCCUACAUCCUGCCCAGCGAGGCCGCCAGAAAGGGGGCCUUCGAGCGCCUCUUCCAGCACCUGGAGUGCAGUCUGGACAGCUUGCACCUGAGCAGCUUCGGGCUGAUGGACACGACGCUGGAGGAGGUGUUCCUCAAGGUGUCCGAGGAGGACCAGUCGCUGGAGAACAGCGAGGCCGAUGUGAAGGAGUCCAGGAAGGACGUGCUGCCCGGGGUGGGGGGCCCGGCGCCCGGGGAGGCUCCGUCCGGCAAUCUGGCCCGGUGCUCAGAGCUGGCUCAGUCGCAGGCGUCACUGCAGUCGGCGUCCUCGGUGGGUUCCGCCCGUGGCGACGAGGGAGCCGGCUACACCGACGUCUACGGCGACUACCGCCCCCUCUUCGACAACCCGCAGGACCCCGACAACGUCAGCCUGCAAGAGGCCGAGGCGGAGGCGCUCUCCCGGGUGGGCCAAGGCAGCCGCAAGCUGGAGGGCUGGUGGCUGAAGGCGCGGCAGUUCCACGGGCUGCUGGUCAAGCGCUUCCACUGCGCCCGCCGCAACUCCAAGGCGCUCUUCUCCCAGAUCCUGCUGCCGGCCUUCUUCGUCUGCGUGGCCAUGACUGUGGCCCUGUCUGUCCCCGAGAUCGGUGACCUGCCCCCCCUGGUGCUGUCGCCGUCCCAGUACCACAACUACACGCAGCCCCGCGGCAACUUCAUCCCCUAUGCCAACGAGGAGCGCCGGGAGGACCGACUGUGGCUGUCACCCGACGCCAGCCCCCAGCAGCUCGUGAGCACGUUCCGGCUGCCGUCAGGCGUGGGCGCCACCUGUGUGCUCAAGUCCCCGGCCAACGGCUCGCUGGGGCCCACGCUGAACCUGAGCAGCGGCGAGUCCCGCCUGCUGGCCGCGCGGUUCUUCGACAGCAUGUGCCUGGAGUCCUUCACGCAGGGGCUGCCGCUGUCCAACUUCGUGCCGCCCCCGCCCUCGCCCGCCCCGUCCGACUCCCCUGUGUCCCCUGAUGAGGACCCACUGCAGGCCUGGAACACCUCCCUGCCGCCCACCAUCGGGCCAGAGACAUGGACCUCGGCGCCCUCUCUGCCACGCCUGGUGCGGGAGCCCGUCCGCUGCACCUGCUCCGCGCAGGGCACCGGCUUCUCCUGCCCCAGCAGCGUGGGCGGGCACCCGCCCCAGGUGCGCGUGGUCACGGGGGACAUCCUCACCGACGUCACCGGCCACAACGUCUCCGAGUACCUGCUCUUCACCUCCGACCGUUUCCGGCUACACCGGUACGGGGCCAUCACCUUCGGCAACGUCCAGAAGUCCAUCCCGGCCUCCUUCGGCGCCAGGGCCCCGCCCAUGGUGCGGAAGAUCGCGGUGCGCAGGGCAGCACAGGUUUUCUACAACAACAAGGGCUACCACAGCAUGCCCACCUACCUUAACAGCCUCAACAACGCCAUCCUGCGCGCCAACCUGCCCAAGAGCAAGGGCAACCCGGCGGCCUAUGGCAUCACCGUCACCAACCACCCCAUGAACAAGACCAGCGCCAGCCUCUCUCUGGACUACCUGCUGCAGGGCACGGACGUGGUCAUCGCCAUCUUCAUCAUCGUGGCCAUGUCGUUCGUGCCAGCCAGCUUCGUGGUCUUCCUCGUGGCCGAGAAGUCCACCAAGGCCAAGCACCUGCAGUUCGUCAGUGGCUGCAACCCAGUCAUCUACUGGCUGGCCAACUACGUGUGGGACAUGCUCAACUACCUGGUCCCAGCCACCUGCUGCGUCAUCAUCCUGUUUGUGUUCGACCUGCCGGCCUACACGUCGCCCACCAACUUCCCCGCUGUCCUCUCCCUCUUCCUGCUCUAUGGGUGGUCCAUCACCCCUAUCAUGUACCCGGCUUCCUUCUGGUUCGAGGUCCCCAGCUCGGCCUACGUGUUCCUCAUUGUCAUCAACCUCUUCAUCGGCAUCACGGCCACCGUGGCCACCUUCCUGCUGCAGCUCUUCGAGCACGACAAGGACCUGAAGGUUGUCAACAGUUACCUGAAAAGCUGCUUCCUCAUCUUCCCCAACUAUAACCUGGGCCACGGGCUCAUGGAGAUGGCGUACAACGAGUACAUCAACGAGUACUACGCCAAGAUCGGCCAGUUUGACAAAAUGAAGUCCCCGUUUGAGUGGGACAUCGUCACACGCGGGCUGGUGGCCAUGACGGUCGAGGGCUUCGUGGGCUUCCUCCUCACCAUCAUGUGCCAGUACAACUUCCUGCGGCAGCCACAGCGCAUGCCCGUGUCCACCAAGCCCGUGGAGGACGACGUGGACGUGGCCAGCGAGCGGCAGCGAGUGCUUCGGGGCGAUGCCGACAAUGACAUGGUCAAGAUCGAGAAUCUGACCAAGGUCUACAAGUCCCGCAAGAUUGGCCGCAUCCUGGCCGUGGACCGCCUGUGCCUGGGUGUGCGUCCCGGCGAGUGCUUUGGCCUCCUGGGUGUGAACGGCGCGGGCAAGACCAGCACCUUCAAGAUGCUGACGGGCGACGAGAGCACGACCGGGGGCGAGGCCUUCGUCAACGGGCACAGCGUGCUCAAGGAGCUGCUCCAGGUGCAGCAGAGCCUCGGCUACUGCCCGCAGUUCGACGCCCUGUUCGACGAGCUCACGGCCCGCGAGCACCUGCAGCUGUACACGCGGCUGCGCGGCAUUCCCUGGAAGGACGAGGCCCGGGUGGUGAGGUGGGCGCUGGAGAAGCUGGAGCUGACCAAGUACGCGGACAAGCCGGCCGGCACCUACAGCGGCGGCAACAAGCGAAAGCUGUCCACAGCCAUCGCCCUCAUCGGGUACCCAGCCUUCAUCUUCCUGGACGAGCCCACCACAGGCAUGGACCCCAAGGCCCGGCGCUUCCUCUGGAACCUCAUCCUCGACCUCAUCAAGACGGGGCGCUCCGUGGUGCUCACGUCGCACAGCAUGGAGGAGUGCGAGGCGCUGUGCACGCGGCUGGCCAUCAUGGUGAACGGGCGCCUGCGCUGCCUGGGCAGCAUCCAGCACCUGAAGAACCGGUUUGGAGACGGCUACAUGAUCACCGUGCGGACCAAGAGCAGCCAGAGCGUAAAGGACGUGGUGCGGUUCUUCAACCGGAACUUCCCGGAAGCCGUGCUCAAGGAGCGACACCACACGAAGGUGCAGUACCAGCUCAAGUCGGAGCACAUCUCACUGGCCCAGGUGUUCAGCAAGAUGGAGCAGGUGGCAGGUGUGCUGGGCAUUGAGGACUACUCGGUCAGCCAGACCACGCUGGACAACGUGUUUGUGAAUUUCGCCAAGAAGCAGAGCGACAACCUGGAGCAGCAGGAGACAGAGCCGCCUUCGGCACUUCAGUCCCCUCUCGGCCGCCUGCUCAGCCUGCUCCGACCCCGGCCUACCCCCACGGAGCUCCGGGCACUCGUGGCGGACGAGCCCGAGGACCUGGACACCGAAGACGAGGGCCUCAUCAGCUUCGAGGAGGAGCGGGCCCAGCUCUCCUUCAACACAGACACGCUCUGCUGACGGCCAGGACUGGACAGGAACUCAACUGUGGGGACACAAGUCCGGCAGAGGCCAAGGCCUCCCCGCAUCCCUGGUGUGUGGGAGGUUCGGGAUCAGGGGCUCUGGCCCUCCUGCAGCCGCCACCCGUCCUUGGCCCUGCCCUGCGGUCGCUGCGGCCGCCUCCCCCAACCGUGCCAAAGGCUGGCCCAGCCCUGGGCUGCGCACACCCUCACCCUGCUUUGCCUUAAAGCCUCGGGGGCUGACCCGGCCCCCGCCCCUGCCCAGCUCUGCCCCCCCCAUGUGACGCGGCAGUACCAGGCACUGCCCGCCCCUCCCCCAGCCGCACCUGAGCCUGGCCGGCCCGGCCCCCCUAGCUGGCUCUUCUCCCCACCAAGGCGGGUGCGCUGCCCCAGGGCCCGGGGCUGGGGGCGUGGGGGGCUGUGUCUGUCCCACGCCCAGUCUGGGUUAGUCCCUCCUAUUUAUUUUGCUUCGAGAAGAGGCUCCCCUCACCCUGCUUCUGUGUGGGAAGGUGGCCGUCCAUGGGAAGCCAUCAGCUCGGUUGGGGCGGGGCUGCCUUGGCCAGCUGGCAGGUGGCAGGAAGGGAGAAGCUGGGCCUGCUGUCCAGCUGGGGGCCACCCCCCCACACACAGCUGCCUUCUCUCUCCCACCCGCCUGGGAGCUGGACUUGUACAAAGUGCACAGAUGUUUGUUUAAAUAAAUGGACAAAACGCC
Molecule: messenger RNA, 7968 nt
Organism: Microcebus murinus (gray mouse lemur)
Lineage: Eukaryota; Metazoa; Chordata; Mammalia; Primates; Cheirogaleidae
Source: RefSeq, a predicted model, not a curated record